AGAGCGAAAACUCUCGUCGACUGUUAUGAAGUUUAAGCAUGUUUAAAUUCGACGACAGAAGUAGAGAGUUUAUGAGCGAGAGUGACGAGUUUGAGAUGAAAUAAGGGUUAGUAGCAAACGAGUUUAAACUUUUGGCUUCUCUUGCUAAAGUUUGGAACUGCCAGUCAAGCUCCGCCCCAAAUAAUCCCAGUAUUUGCGUUUGAAGCCGUCAUUUUUCGCCACGAAAACGGAUAAAAUAUUUUCCGUCCUCACUUUUCUCUCGGCUUUGCUUUCUGUCCGCACUGAAAACAGCCCCAAAACAGAAGUGACAUUAGCGUUGUCAGAAAUUCGAUUGUAACGUAUUUCCGUUUCCGAAAAAGCUAUGUUUUGGUGGUGGAAAACGUCGUUUUGUGUGAGCUAUAGGUCAAGCUAGCCGACGGAAAAAAAAUUGCGUUUUCGAUUUCAAAUUCAUCCAGACUAGUGCGGACUUGAAAACAGGUGAGAUUAUUAAUUAGCACAACGGUGCGAAAACAAGUAAAUGAGGUCACUUAAUUGUUCUAUUAUACCGCAGUAAGUUAACAUUUGAAGCAGGAGAACUAAACCCGAAUUUUUUUUCAACCGGCUGUUCAUAUUACCAAACCUAAAAACUCUGUUUAGUUUGUUCAUGAAGUAUUCCUUGCAUGUUUCAUUUUGUAGGUCUUCAUGGUGAAAACAGAAAAAGAGUCUUUGCAAGCUAACGGUAGGAGGUACUGUAUAUUAACUCCAGAAAAGACAUGUCCGACUAUAGUGAAAAAGAUAAACAGAAAAAUUCAGAGGAGAAUGUACAAGAAAGCAUGAAUGGUGCUGCAGAGCAACUCAAGAUUGUUUCACCGAGAGCCAUAGAGUUAGUACCUCCUGAAAGAUAUCUUUUACCUCAGUAUGAGCUAUCGGAUUGCCCAGAGCGAACCACAGAACCCUCAAGAAGGAAACUUCUGUCCCACUCUGAACUUCCGGAAUGGCUACGCGGGAACGAGUUUUUAUCUCACUUCCACAGACCGCCCAUGCCAUCCUUUACAUCCUGCUUCAAGAGCAUUUUUAAAAUUCACAGUGAAACUGGAAAUAUAUGGACUCACUUGAUUGGUUUUAUUAUCUUUGUUUGCAUUACAAGUUACAUGCUUUUACGACCAAUCACUGCUUACACCCCAUUUCCUAAAGACUGGCAGGAGAAGCUUAUAUUUGGCUGUUUCUUUGCCGGUGCAAUCUUGUGUUUGGGUAUUUCGUGGAUUUUUCACACCGUCUACUGUCACUCUAAGGUGGUUUCCAAGAUAUUUCGCAGACUUGACUACUCAGGCAUUGCUAUCUUCAUUAUGGGAUCGUUCAUCCCUCCUCUUUAUUAUGGAUUCUAUUGUUCAAGAGUUCUCAAGGUUGUUUACAUUUGUCUGAUCUGUUCUCUUGGUAUCAUUUGCAUCAUCGUUUCUUUGUGGGACAAGUUCAACGCUCCUGAGUACCGACUGUUGAGAGCAAGUAAGGUUUUUAUAUAUUUUUUUAGAGCAUUUGUGGGCAGCGUUUUCUUAGACGUCGUAUUACGAUGCUUUUGCAGCGUGUCUUCUUUAGAAAGCAGAAUGUCUCGUCAAGGAUGUAAUUCCCUCAGGAGCAACAUGAAAUCCGUUCCCAGUAAAGGUGCGCACAAAACCCAGGCGCUGGACUUGAAAAGCAGGCUAUGUACGAUCAGUAACCUUACAAUCAUGUGUUUUACAGGUCUAGUAAUUUCUUUUGGAUAUUCUGGAUUUAUUCCCGCCAUUCACCUGAUAGCUGAGUACGGUUUGACGAUAGCUUAUCGACAGGCGGCCGGUGGAUGGGUAUCUCUCAUGUGCCUCUUGUACACUGCCAGUGCUGUCAUGUAUGCUACAAGGAUUCCUGAGAGAUUUUUUCCCGGCAAAUGUGACGUCUGGUUCCAGAGCCAUCAGAUCUUCCAUUUGCUUGUUCUGGCUGCAGCGUUUGUUCAUCUGUACGGAAUCUGUCAAAUGGCACAAUACAGGUUUGAGCAGGGAGCUGUAUGCGAAAAAUGAGUUUCAUUGAAUAUACUGCGAAUUUUUUUUUCUAUCAAGCUUAACAACUGGAUUCAGAAAACGACAGAUGCUAUCAGGACAGCUGCGAAAGCCGAGUACCGUACGGAAAAAAAAUGGCCAGAUGCUCCUCUGAAGGAAUACAAUUCAGUUCAAUUUAAAUAUUAUGGAGAAAGACUAGAAACUUAUUGUAAAAGAAAUGAUUGAGUAGUGAAAAACUGAUAAUAUACGGACCUAUCUUUAAGUCUGCUGGAAAGACGUUUCGUAUUCUUCAACAUACAUCCUCAAUUCAAUUUAAAUGCUACGGAGAAAGACUGGAACCUAAUUGCCUGUACAUUAUCAGUAUUUUUUUUUAUUGAUUUUUUGGAAGUCUAGGGAUGACACUAUGAGGAUAAAACGUGUCUUACUAGACAUUUGAAUGUGCGUAUCACCGAACAUUUCUACUUGUUAUUUGAACUCUGAUUCGCCCUAAGGGCUCGCCGAAGUACUGCAGCCAAACUUUUAACCCGUGUUUUGCGUUGCGCUAUAGAUAUUUAUUAUAGUGCACAAAUAGUAUUAAAUUUACAAAUGCAAGGCAUUCCCAAAUACAGCUUUUAGAAAUUUUCAAAAAGAAAACCAAUUUCAAUAUUUUCUUGGAAAAUUUUUCAACAUAUUUGGUCUCAAAAUAAAAAUUUCCGCGAUUUAAAAAACCUUUGAAUUUAAUUGCUUACUUGGAUAAUUUAUACCCUUUGCUAUUCGUUAACUUCAAAUUUGUAUUAUCUGUCUUUGAUUGAGGUGUAUACUGAGUAUAUAAAAUGCUGGUACAAAUUUAUUUUACUCUUGUCAGUGAAAUAAAAUAACAUGAAACAACAGCAACUAUUGCCAUUUUGAAGUAAAUUUAGUAAAAUUAUCUUUAUACCGUCUUUUUAAUAACGUCAAGUUCAGAAAUCCUAAUACGUAGUACAUCUGCACGAAAAUCUGCGUACAUGACCUUAACUUGAUGACUAAUCCAGUCAGGCAUCGCGCGGGACUUUUCGCGCGCGAUUCAUCCCUCACCCUGGUGAUACAAACAUCUCAGUUUUUUUCUCCUUGAGUCCUUUUGUACUGAGUGACAUCGCGCGCGUAAUUUGACUAAUUUUCUUCUGUAGUAAGUGGCAUCACGCGCGUUGUUUCACUUGAUUCUUGAUUCCUUCUGUAAUGAGUGGCAUCCCGCGCGUAAUUUCACUUGAUUCCUUCUGUAGUCGGUGUAAUCACACGCGUUAUUGACCUUGAUUCCUGCUGUAGUCAGUGUCAUCGCGUGCCUAAUUUCACUUGAUUCUUACACUGUAAUCAGUGGCAGCGCGCACGUAAUUUCACUUGAUUCUUACUGUAGUCAGUGGCACAUUUGAUUCCUUCUGUAGUCAGUGACAUUACGUGCAUAAUUUCACUCGAUUCCUUCUGCUAGUUAGUGGCAUCCCGAGCGUAAUUCCACUUGAUUCCUUCUAUAUUCGGCGUUAUAUUGAGCUUGAUUCCUUCUGUAGUCAGUGGCAGCGCGUGCGUAAUUUCACUUGAUUCCUGCUGUAGUCAGUGGUACAUUUGAUUUCUUCUGUAGUCAAUGACAUCACGUGCGUAAUUUCACUCGAUUUCUUCUACUAAUCAGUGACAUCUCGCGCGUAAUUUCACUUGAUUUCUUCUAUAGUCGGCAUCAUCGCGCGUGUUAUAUUAAGUUUGAUUCCUUCUGUAGUCAGUGGCAUCGCAUGCGCAAUUUCACUUGAUUCCUGCUGUGGUCA
Molecule: messenger RNA, 3772 nt
Organism: Orbicella faveolata
Lineage: Eukaryota; Metazoa; Cnidaria; Anthozoa; Scleractinia; Merulinidae
Product: adiponectin receptor protein 2-like
Biological process (GO): adiponectin-activated signaling pathway
Cellular component (GO): plasma membrane
Molecular function (GO): signaling receptor activity
Source: RefSeq, a predicted model, not a curated record